This is a messenger RNA of Myripristis murdjan (pinecone soldierfish), 2029 nucleotides long. It is a transcript of the gene spdl1, whose product is annotated as spindle apparatus coiled-coil protein 1. NCBI's taxonomy places the organism in Eukaryota, Metazoa, Chordata, Actinopteri, Holocentriformes, Holocentridae. Gene Ontology annotation, molecular function: kinetochore binding. The record is from RefSeq and is a predicted model, not a curated record. Gene Ontology annotation, biological process: establishment of mitotic spindle orientation; mitotic metaphase chromosome alignment; protein localization to kinetochore. Gene Ontology annotation, cellular component: spindle pole; outer kinetochore. The transcript has 14 exons. The coding region runs from base 127 to 1851 and encodes 574 amino acids.
CUCUGGCCAAUCAGGUGCAUUUCUCGUUGAGACUAGUUGGCGUCCUCGCGAUACUUUAUUGUUCAAAAAACGAGCCUGGGUGUAAAAUUCAAACGGUAGAGCGGUUUGACUGUGAUUCUCUGAAAGAUGUGUGAGUCAGCAUCAGAGGAUGAGGUGCAGAGCCUCAGAGCUCAACUGAAGGAGAUGCAGGAGCAGGUUCAGAAGGCUGCCCAGGCUGGCCUUGAUCUCCUCAACCAGCAGGUGGAGCUACAGAACAGGCUUGAGGAACAGAGAGUGGAGAUGACCAAUGCUUUGGAGGCUUUGGAGCAAGACAAGUACUCUUUGCAGAAGGAGGUGGAGUUGAAGACACGGAUGCUGGAAUCUUUGCAGUUAGACCAUGACUACAUGAAGAGCCAGCAGACACAGCAGCUCCAACAGCAACAAGAACAUUUAGAGAGGAACCACACCAUGCAACUCAGUGAGCUGAACAACAAGAUGCUGAGGCUGCAGACAGAUCUGGAAGAAUCACAGCUGAAUGAGAAACAGCUGAAACAAAAACUUGAAGCCCAGACUAUGACUCUAAAUCACAAGAUGGAAGAGUUACGAGCUCUGAAUGAACAAACCCAGGACUCGAUGUCGUCGGAGAUGAUUGAGGCACAAGUGAAGAGAAUAGAGUUGGAAAAUGCCAAGGUGGAGUUGGAGCAUUUGCUACAGGAAACACAGUACAGAGUACAGCAGUUGGAAAUGACCAACAGCAACCUGCAGCGGCACCUUCAUCAAAUCAGAGAGGAGAAGGAGGAGAGAGAGAAAGAAGCCGUCUCAUGGUUCAAUGCUCUAGAGAAAUCUCGGGAAAUGAACCAGGACCUACAGAUCCAGUUGGACCAGGUUCUCCAGCAGGCCCAGGAUCCUAACAGCAAGGGCAACUCCCUUUUUGCUGAGUUGGAGGACAAGCGGGCUGAGAUGGAGAGACAGCUCAUCAGUAUGAAGGUUCAGCACCAGUCUCUGCAGAAACAGCAUGCCUUCAGUGCACAACAAUUGCAUCGCAUGAAGCUCCAGAUAGCCACUUUGAUGCAGCUGCAGGGUUCGCGGGCUGACCCUGCCCAGCUGGAGAGGCUCCAGUCCAUGUUGUCAGAGAAAAAUGGAGAGAUCCAAAACCUGAUGGGCAAGCUCCAGAGGCUUGAGAAAGCAGAGAUCAUUUGGAAGUCGCAGCCAUCUCAUCCUGCUCCAACGGAUAAUGCAGAUGGCCAAGAUGAAACGUACUACAUUGACCUCCUCAAAAUGAAGCUCAACAAUUCUGUUAAAGAUGCAGAGCGUCUGGGAGAUGAGCUUUCCUUCCAGAGGAGGAAGGCUUUGUCAGAAAGCCAGAGAUCUCUGGAGUUAGAGAGGAAACUCUCCUCAUCUGAGCGGCUGCUCAAACAGGUUCAGAGUGACAAGAUCAAACUCCAGCUACGAAUUGAGGAGCUACAACACAAAUAUGAACCAAAAGAGGCAAAAAAGAACCUCAUCCAAAAGAGAAAAAGAGAGAGGCUCCCUGUUGACCUCACACCUUCCUGUGAGGAUUCUGCAGUUAUCAAGGUGAAGCCUGGAGAGAAGGAUGGAACAAAGAGCAGGGCAGAUGAACCUGAAUCUACUGCUCAUCCCAUGACUGAGACUAUCAGCACCAUACAAGAUGCUGAAUCCUGUCAAGCAAAGUGUGUGAGAACAUGUGAGGAGCUUCCUGUUGUAAUUCCUAACCCUCCCAGUACGCCCUUGAGCAACUGUAAAGUGGAGGAGGACGAGGAGAACCAGCAACAGAACAGGAGGAAGAUGAGGACAGAGGUGAUCCAUGUUAGCUCUCAAAACACCAUGGAGAACCAGUGUGCCCAGCAGUAGGACUCAUCCAGAAUCUCAAUGGACUGUAAUGUACCUUCUGUCAUACUGUAAAGCCCUUUUUAAAUGCAACAUUUUAGAGCAGACUUUUCUUAAAGGAUGCUCCUUUAGCCUAAGGGUCAUCCAAGAAUGAACAUUUGUAUGUAUAUGUUUGUAAGUAUUAAAAGAUUAAAGGAUUUAA